ACCUCCUCUCCACCCCUUCUAUCUAUCGCUGCUGCCAGCCUCCAGAAAAGAGCGUAGGCUAUCCGUUAGCAGUUCUGGUAUAGAGACGGUAAGGUAUAUACUGAGCAUUCACGGUGGAUUUCCCUGUCCAGGACCACUACUGAGCGACAGAGCCGACCAUGGAAGAACUUACGGCAUUCGUGUCGAAAUCUUUCGAUCAGAAAACCAAGGAGAGCAGCAAAGAGAGUAUCACGUACAGGGAAGUUUUGGAGAGCGGCUUGACAAGGGCGAGGGAGCUGGGCAGCCCGGAGACAAACCUGCAGGACAUUACGGAGGGCAGCCACUGCCCGGUGCAUCUGUUCAAGGACCACGUCGAGCAUGAAAAGGAGAAACUGAAGGACUUUAAUGUUUCGAGGCAGAGCGAAAAGCUGCCUUGGAUUUACGAGUGUAAGGAGAAAAAGGAGGACGUGAAGUCGGAGGACGAAGACGCACAGAGCAAACUGAAGCAGCGGAGGAGUCGCACUAACUUCACCUUGGAGCAACUGAACGAGCUGGAGCGGCUCUUCGACGAGACGCACUACCCGGACGCGUUCAUGAGAGAGGAGCUGAGCCAGCGGCUGGGACUGUCCGAGGCCAGAGUCCAGGUGUGGUUUCAGAACAGAAGAGCAAAAUGUCGAAAACAAGAAAACCAAAUGCACAAAGGUGUUAUCCUGGGCGGAGGCAGUCACCUCGACGCAUGCAGAGUAGCACCCUACGUCAAUAUGGGUGCCCUCCGGAUGCCCUUCCAACAGGUCCAAGCCCAGCUCCAGUUGGACGGAGUCGCUCACUCUCACCCCCACCUGCACCCUCACCUGGCUGCUCACGCUCCCUACCUGAUGUUCCCACCUCCUCCGUUCGGACUACCAAUCGCAUCGCUCGCCGACUCGGCCUCUGCAGCAGCGGCGGUGGCAGCAGCUGCCAAAAGCAACAGCAAGAACUCGAGCAUCGCCGACCUGCGACUCAAGGCAAGAAAACACGCCGAAGCUCUGGGACUCUGACCCCUGCGGGCUGCCCCUCCGCUCGCCUGAUGCCCAUAAUCGCCUCUCACACAAGACUGAGCCUGUGAAAGGGCCGUGACACUCACAGCUAAAACUAAACUAAACAAAAACACUAAGUGAGAAUGAAAGAGAGGAACACAUACAAAGAGGGGGAGAGAGAGUGUAUGUGAGAGAGAAAGGGGGAGAACAGUGGAGGAGGAAAAUAAAAAAGGAGGAGGGAGCGAGAAAAUUGUCACAAAACCAGCUGCCAAAACAAACCACUUGUAGAGAACGGUAAUUAAAUACCAAUGAAAUCACCUUUUACUUUUCGCCCCAACAGGCAGGACUUCUGCGGGGCCAGUGGCUCAGUCCACUCCAGGCACAGAUCACAUCCCAAGGACCGUACAAACACAUGUGGAUGUCUGUCUGAGUGCCGGGCCGGGGCCCGUCAGACCAGAAGACGUUAGAACAAAGCUAACUAGC
Cottoperca gobio is the source of this 1478-nucleotide messenger RNA. RefSeq names its product shox homeobox (gene shox). Bases 159 to 1016 code for a protein of 285 amino acids. Gene Ontology annotation, molecular function: DNA-binding transcription factor activity, RNA polymerase II-specific; sequence-specific double-stranded DNA binding. Gene Ontology annotation, biological process: regulation of transcription by RNA polymerase II. The transcript is spliced from 6 exons. The record is from RefSeq and is a predicted model, not a curated record. Lineage: Eukaryota; Metazoa; Chordata; Actinopteri; Perciformes; Bovichtidae. Gene Ontology annotation, cellular component: nucleus.